UCUAGUCCCAAAUAUACUUGCUUGCUGCGAUACUAGCUUGAUGUGUGUUUGAAUCGUAACGAAAAAAAAACAAGCCGCGUCUUCCUCGCAUUGCGCGUCAUUCAAACAGGACUCAGUGUACUGCUUUCCCCUCUGUUGCAUUAGUAAUAACAGCGGCGUUGACGGGAGACAGCAGGAGAGAGUGUGUGUGUGUGUCUCCGACAGCGGUGCCCAGCGGAGGAAUAUUGAGCUUUUUAUUUACUCUGCAGCUUGUUGUUCAUUUUCUCUGCGUUAUGGUGAACUUGUACAGUCACGUGUGAAGAUCUCUGCAAACAUAGAGGACGACGACUUCUCACCUGGUGUGUCCCUUUGACUUUACCGCGAGGAGAAUAUACCUGCCAUUUUUUUGUGAGAGACUAACGAGGUAGUGGGAGCUGCUGAACUCUUCGGGCCUGUCCUCUGAUCAGCUUUCACCCCUGGAUUAGCUGGAUCGACCCACCUUGUUCAAGCCGCAGGGUGCACAGGUGUUCCCUCCUCAGUUAUGCAGAUAGCUGACAUCGCUGGACUCCUUCCACUCCUGUGACGGACAACAACUGCAAGUUCUCUCCCUUAGGGAUGAAAUAUGCACACUCUGCGCCCGUAGAAAAAAGCAGACAACACACACUGUAAAGUCCAAAGUGGUUUUAAAUCAUGAUGAUGCAGGAGUCGGCCACAGAGACAAUAAGCAACAGUUCAAUGAGUCAAAAUGGAAUGAGCACCCUAAGCAGCAGCCAAUUAGAGGCUGGCAGUAGAGAUGGGAGAUCAAGCGCUGGUGACACGAGCAGCGAAGUAAGCACAGUCGAGCUGCUGCAUCUGCAACAACAGCAGGCCCUACAAGCAGCGAGGCAAUUACUCUUGCAGCAGCCAGGCAGUGGCCUGAAAUCCCCAAAGAGCCAGGACAAGCAGCGUCCACUGCAGGUUCCAGUGUCAGUGGCCAUGAUGAGUCCCCAGGUGAUCACGCCGCAACAGAUGCAGCAGAUCCUCCAGCAGCAGGUGCUCUCCCCACAGCAACUCCAGGCCCUGCUCCAACAGCAGCAGGCUGUAAUGUUGCAGCAGCAACACCUGCAGGAGUUUUAUAAAAAACAACAGGAGCAGCUUCAUCUGCAGCUUCUCCAGCAGCAGCACCCUGGCAAGCAGGCUAAAGAGCAACAGCAGCAGCAGCAGCAGCAGCAGCUGGCCGCCCAGCAGCUCGUCUUCCAGCAGCAGCUCCUGCAGAUGCAGCAGCUCCAGCAGCAGCAGCACCUGCUCAACAUGCAGCGGCAGGGCCUGCUCUCGCUGCCUGGGCCCGCUCCCGGCCAAGCCGCCCUGCCCGGACAAACCCUGCCCCAGUCAGCUGGCCUAAGCCCCGCGGAGCUCCAGCAGUUGUGGAAGGAUGUGACCGGAGGCGGCAACAGCGGGGGUGGCGGCGGUUUAGACCUCUCCACCAACAACUCUUCCUCAACUACCUCCUCCUCUAAUCCCGCCAAAGCAUCGCCGCCCAUCUCUCACCAUUCCAUCGUCAAUGGACAGUCCCCCGCCCUCAACCACAGAAGAGAGAGAGAAAGGGAACGGGAAAGGGAGCGAGAGAGUUCACUACAUGAAGAAAGUGGAGGGACCCACCCCCUGUAUGGCCAUGGCGUGUGUAAGUGGCCCGGCUGUGAGAACAUCUGCGAGGACUACGGACAGUUUUUGAAGCACCUAAACAGUGAGCAUGCCCUGGAUGAUCGGAGCACAGCCCAGUGUAGAGUCCAAAUGCAAGUCGUACAGCAGCUGGAAAUACAACUUUCUAAAGAACGUGAGCGUCUUCAGGCGAUGAUGGCCCACUUGCACAUGCGGCCCUCGGAACCCAAGUCAUCUCCCAAACCACUCAACUUGGUCUCCAGCGUCACCAUGUCCAAGAACUUGCCCUCAACAUCGCCUCCCAACUUACCUCAGACACCAACCACGCCCACAGCACCUAUCACACCCAUGGCUGCCAUGCCCCAGGUGCCAUCAGUACUGGGAGGAGCAAACGUCCCCAGUAUGGGAGCCAUGCGCAGACGCCACUCGGACAAAUACUCCAUGCCUCUGUCGUCAGGUGGUGACACAGUAUUUAUUUUUCCAGAGAUUGCCCCAAACUACGAGUUUUAUAAGAACGCAGAUGUCAGACCGCCAUUUACUUAUGCAACCCUCAUAAGACAGGCUAUCAUGGACUCUGCCGACAUGCAGUUAACGCUUAAUGAAAUCUACAGCUGGUUCACACGCACGUUCGCAUACUUCAGACGCAACGCUGCGACUUGGAAGAACGCCGUUCGCCACAACCUCAGUCUGCACAAGUGCUUUGUGCGCGUGGAGAACGUGAAGGGGGCGGUGUGGACCGUAGAUGAGAUGGAGUACCAGAAACGCAGGUCGCAGAAGAUCACAGGAAGCCCAUCACUUGUCAAGAACCUGCCCUCCAGUCUUGGUUAUGGAAGUGCACUAAACGCCAGCUUACAGGCUGCCCUGGCAGAGACCUCCCUGCCUUUGCUGGGGACCCCCGGCCUCAUGACCAGCGGCUCCACGAUGGGAGGCAGCUGCCACGGCCUCCUCGGUGGAGACCCCUCCAUCUUGACGGGCGGAAGUCCGCCCGGGUUGUUGGGAGGGAGUCCACCUGGACUUUUGGGCGGGAGUCCACCGGGACUGAUGGGUGGCAGCCCCCCAGGUAGGCUGAGCGGCAGCCCCCCCACACUGAUGCAUUCCGCCCACGAGGGUCUCAACGGUUCACUCGACCACCUGGACACCAACGGACAUGGCAGCCCCGGAUACUCCCCACCAGUACACAUGCCACCCAUUCACGUGAAGGAGGAGCCACUUAACAUGGAUGACGAUGACUGUCCGAUGUCACUGGUGACAACAGCCAAUCACAGUCCAGAGCUGGACGAUGACCGGGAGCUGGAGGAAGGGAACUUAUCGGAAGACCUGGAGUGACUAGGAUACAGUUUUUGGUCGACCUUUCCCUUCCCCCAGCCGCACUGUUUCUCUCACACAGACCUCCUGCAAAACCAGAAACCACUCCACAGUCCAAGCAACCACAGCUGACUCUCUCUUCUGUCUCUCUCACCACUGGGACUAUUUAUUGAGCAUGCAUCCGGAAGGAGACCGGUCCAAAGGAACUCUUCGUUGCAGCCCUUUGGGAUCCCCAAACAUGACAGGCAUGAGAUGUCUGAUUAAAAGAAUUAACUCUUUGAGACCUAUUUCAUUAGAGAUGGCGUGGCCACAUACAGUACAAGGAUGAUAGACUCAUGGAUGGGGGGUGGGGGGGACAUGAAACAAAUGAGCAAAUCAUGUUCCGUUGAAAGCUAGCGGCCUCAUAUACUGCCAAAAAGGAAGACGUUUUAUGUUUGUGAAUAAUCCAAGCCCCAGUAGUUGUUCAUGUCUAGAGACAAUUGCUGGUUCAAUUCAAGUUGUUGCUUUGUUAUCAUUUGCACAGGAGUAGUCUCAGAAAUUUGUGUCACUGCCUGUAUGUUGCUACUAUUAUGAAAACCAGUAUAUAAUUUUGGCUUCUUUUUUUAACCAUCGUUAAUUUCCAAAUCUGAUUUUAGACACCACCAACUGUAUAUGCCAUUCCCUGAAUCACACCAAUAACAGAACUGCGGUACCAAGACCAUUGUUGCAACUGUCCAGAAAAAAAAGAAGAACGAAAAAAAGUUGGCUUCCAGUCUAAUAUCUAUUUGUGGGGAAAAAAAGCUGGAAAUUAAGUUGGGGGGGGAUAAUAGUUUGUAUAAAGCACCAUUUACAAAACAAAUGCAUUUCUGCAUAAUUUUCUUCUUGCUGUUCUCUUUACCUCCUCGUUCUAAAGCUUUGUCUACCUGCAAACAGUCACAGGCAACAGCUAGAAACCAAAGCCAACACUAGCAAUGGCCAAUAGCUUAUAGACAGAAGCCACCAAACUCCUCUUGGUCCGUCUUCUGUGACUUUAAACUAGUACAAAGAGAAGCUUUUGUUCCGCAAACUACCUUUGAAUAACCUCUGGGAUUGUUUCAUUUAGCCCUAUACAAAGAUGAUCACGAGAAAGCGAGAGGGGGAAAUACAUGCUGAUUUUGAUGUGUAAUUUGAUAACUCAUAGAAGUCCACUGUGGAGAUGUUCUGCCAGACGUGCUGUAGGUAAAAGGUGAUGUGAUAUUUGAACUGCAGGCAUUUUUGUGCUGGUGAUCUGACUGGUAGAGAGCAGCUAACUGUAAAAGUGGAUCAUGACCAAAACAAACCAUUUGUGUAUUCAAUGGAAGUGCAGAAGCAUUGUUGUUUUGCAUAUAUAUUUACUUUGUGUUAUGCAUUACACAUCAGACGUCAUUGUUUUCUUUUAUUUUCAUGAUUUUUUUCUAACCUGGUGAAUAUGUAAUGUUCUAAGUGGGACUGUCAAAAUAAUGUCACGUCUUAUUUCCGUGGCGGUUUUGUUUCCGAGCCGCGUUGAAACCGAAACUGAAAACAUCGCUAACCAAACAUGAAAAAUAUCUAGUGAAGCCAAAUAAGUCAUAAUUUCAAGUUGAUAUGAAAUGGCUUGGUUACCAUGUAAAAGCAAAUAAUAAUAGCCAUUUCAGAAGAGGAUAUCUAAGGUGAAAGGUAACCUUUUCUAGGUGAUAUUUGCUUUAACGUCAUCAAAUACUCAUUGUGUGGUUCCUAGCUUCUAAUUUCUAUAUAGAUACAACUGGUGUUAGCACUGAUGUACUCUGUAUAGGUAACCAGCUUUUUAUAACACACUUGGUAUUAAACCAGACUAAAGAGAAGUAGUUAUUGUGGAGACUACGCCCCAUCAUUUACUUCACAGCUAAUGUCAUCUAGAAAAGUGUUGUUGCUUUAAAGGUCAUUUCUGUUUUCAGUAAACCAAAGUUACACAAAAUUCUGCCUCCUCUUGUAUGGGAUAAAGAAAUGCUAAAACAACUAUACACACACACACACACCCUGUCAGUGACUAGCAUACAUGCGCACAAACAGACACACACAGACCCUGAGCUUUUGGUCUGCCAACCUUCUUGUUUCGGUUUAGCUCUCCAGCUGCAAAAAAUGUAUGCUGUCAAAGAACCGACGAGUUGCUUUGUAUUGUGCUGUAACGACCAAAAUUUCCACUGUGCAUAUGUUGUUUUCUAGUGUGGUGCCAAGCCAAGGAAUUGGCUGUAAGAGCUUAAAACACAGACACGUGCAGGACUGUACAAACACACAGCAUGUGACGUACACACACACACACACACACACAUCCAUGCCAGUUCCACGUCAAGAGGUUACUGGGCCCAGGAACAAACCUUAUCCCUUCAAUACUUAGCUGGAGUCAGCAAAAUGACUUGAAGACGACGUUCUUAAUAAUCUUAUCACACCAAAUAAAAAGGACACUGCGUCUUUCUUUAAAAAAAAAUAAGAAAAAAAGGGUUCUCCCACUCACCCAAAAAGGCUUUCUAAAAGCUUCUACCUCUGCACAAGAAAUUCAGAACAAUUAUGACGGAUUGCACGAGUUAUUAGAAUGCCACAAGAGCUGUUACAUUUUACUACGCUUGUCUCAUAGGACGUGGCUCAAACCAACGUUUACAUUCCCUGCGUCAAGAUAUGGAAGAUUUGCAUUGUAAUAGGUUGUCCUCAAACAUUUGUAGAAUGAUAAUGUAUAGAUUACCUGUAAGGGAAUAUUGUGUUUUAAAAAUGCAUGUCUAAAAAUCAUUUGGUGGACUGGAAACAAGAACCAAUAAAAAGAAUAUAAUAAAAAUCAUCGGGACGAUGGCCUAAAUGUACGUACAAUGCAUAGGAGUGCGUUACCUCAGAUAUACAGUUUUGGGAGGGAUAAAACCUGUCAGCCACAGAAUGCAUAUUACCUGUAGAUUUGCAUGGGUUUUGUAUAAAUUAAGUAAAAAAAAAAAGUCUAAAAUAGUUGCUUGCACAUAAUACCAGAAAGACCUCCAGAACUGCGAUCUGCUCCUCCACUAGAUUUUAGGAUUGUCUGGAUUUUCUGGGUUGAUUUUGUCUGUAUUUUGAUAACUGUGCAUACUUAUGUAAAAAAAAUGUUGGUGGACCCAUAAAUUUACCAGACUUUUUUCUAAGAGGAAAAAAAAAUCUCAGUGUUUCUUUUCUGACUUACCUGAAUUUUUACUGUUUCUCUCUCAUUGCUCGCUAAGAAUAGCAAACCUGCUUUUUCUGCAUCUGCUUUGCGUAGCUGUAAGGCUUAACCUAAUGUGUGUAUUUAUUGCUUGUACCUCUGUGCAUACUUUAUGAAGCAUUAUGUCUGGCAGUUGAGUCAUGUAUCCUUUCUACUGCUAUCCUCUAAUAAUUGGGAAUAUGAUCCCCCUAUGUAUACAGUAAAUUGGGACUGUAGCAAACAUAUGUUUAUGUAAUUGGUGAAAACUUUUCUUUGAUUUAAUUUCCUUUUGAGAUUCAACUACUUUUUUUGAUACUUUUCAUUACUGUGUACUGUGUCCAUACGUUAAAGGUUCUCUGACAUUAGAAGGUCAUGGUUGAGAAUUGUAACAGACGUUAUUAUUUUCUGUAUUCAUGGCAUUUCACUGCUGAAUAAAAUAAAGGACCAAAACUUGGAAAUUUGAAAA
Molecule: messenger RNA, 6536 nt
Organism: Etheostoma cragini (Arkansas darter)
Lineage: Eukaryota; Metazoa; Chordata; Actinopteri; Perciformes; Percidae
Gene: foxp2
Product: forkhead box P2
Exons: 20
Coding region: 670-2943 (757 amino acids)
Biological process (GO): regulation of transcription by RNA polymerase II
Cellular component (GO): nucleus
Molecular function (GO): DNA-binding transcription repressor activity, RNA polymerase II-specific; RNA polymerase II cis-regulatory region sequence-specific DNA binding
Source: RefSeq, a predicted model, not a curated record